Molecule: messenger RNA, 321 nt
Organism: Cynoglossus semilaevis (tongue sole)
Lineage: Eukaryota; Metazoa; Chordata; Actinopteri; Pleuronectiformes; Cynoglossidae
Product: rab effector MyRIP-like
Exons: 2
Coding region: 58-321 (87 amino acids)
Cellular component (GO): cortical actin cytoskeleton
Molecular function (GO): myosin binding; actin binding
Source: RefSeq, a predicted model, not a curated record
UUGCUUGUCCUUUGACCUGUCCUUCUCUUGCAUGUGGUGGACAUCCUGCAGGUGUAUAUGGCGGCUGGUUCAGUGUACAGUCUGGAGACGGAGCUCAGUGACCUGGAGGAGUGUGCCAGAGGAAUUGCCUCAUCCAUGCCUGAUAUGGAGUUGUCCUUCCUGGAGGAGCAGGUGGCAUCAGUCGCUGUCAAGGUCCAGGAGUCAGAACUUCAGAUCAAUGACAUCUCAUCAAGAAUUGCUGCACUGAAGAGGGCAGGCCUCAAUGUGGGCACACAGGCACGUUUCACUUCAGUGGUAAAGUACUUUGGCAUUUAUACAUAG